Molecule: messenger RNA, 1038 nt
Organism: [Torrubiella] hemipterigena
Lineage: Eukaryota; Fungi; Ascomycota; Sordariomycetes; Hypocreales; Clavicipitaceae
Source: the annotation of a GenBank genome assembly
AUGAUCUCUGGUGAUACUACUCGCCGCACUUACACCGCAGGCAACCCUAGCCAGCCAGACCCUCCCAAGUCUCUCUGGGCCAACCUCGGCCAGACUAAGCAGAGCAUCCUCGCUCAGCGCGCCGUCGGAUUCAACUGCCUUAACUACGCCAAGGCUCCCGAAGGAACUCUCUACCGCCACUACAUGCCCGACCAGGCUUACCUUGAUGCCAACUGUGCCCAGGGUAUCCGUGUUGAGAUCAUGUUCCCCUCUUGCUGGGACGGCAAGAACCUUGACAGCAAGAACCACCGUGACCACGUUGCUUUCCCUGACCUCGUCAUGACUGGUGACUGCCCCUCUACCCACCCCAUUCGCCUUCCUUCUUUGAUGUACGAAGUUAUCCACGACACCAACGCCUUCAAGGGCCGCCAGGGUCGCUUCGUCUUCUCCAACGGUGACACCACCGGUUUCGGUAUGCACGCUGACUUCAUGAUGGGCUGGGAAGAGUCUUUCCUCCAGAAGGCUGUCAACACUUGCACCAACCCAUCUGGCAAAAUUGAGGACUGCCCUCUCUUCAACGUCGUUGACCACAACACUGCCACCUCUUGCAAGCUCCAGAACCCGCUCCCCAAGGCUGCUACCAACGAGAAUGUCCGCGGUCCUAUGAUUGGUCUCCCCGGUGGCGUCAAGAUCACCUUUGCUGACGGCCACGAGGAGGGAUCUUCUGCCCCCAAGUCUUCUGCCGCUCCCAAGCCUUCGCUUACCUACUCUGCCGGUGAGCGCCCCUCUAACGCUGCUUCGCCCCUGCCCGGCCAGGUCUUCAAGGAGAAGGCUGCCGCUGCUGCCGCCGCCGCUGUUACCUCUGCUCCUGCUGCUCCCGUUGUUACCAAGGCCCCGGAGUUCUUCAGCACCGAGUUCAUCACCAAGGGCAACACCGUCAGCGAGAUUUUCUGGAAGGAGCAGCUCGUCACCGUCACUGAGACUGUCGAUGCCGUCGAGACUGGUGCUGCCCAGGCUGUGCACCACAAGCGCCACGCUUUCGGCCGCCGCAACUUCUAA